This is a messenger RNA of Symbiodinium sp. CCMP2592, 1731 nucleotides long. The record is from the annotation of a GenBank genome assembly. Lineage: Eukaryota; Dinophyceae; Suessiales; Symbiodiniaceae.
AUGGGAGCUGCUGGUGGUGGCCUACUUGGUUUUGCGGCGAGCGAGGCUCCGGGAUGCCCUGCGAGAGCAACAACGCCUCGAAAACCAGCUGGCUGGCCGAGAGGCCUGGACCAGCGACGACGAAGAGGACGACGAAGAGGAGGCAUGGACCAGCGACGACGAAGAGGAGGUGGGGCAGGUGGGGCAGCUGCAGCCCUUUGCCGGCAACGAGCUGUUGUUCCGCAGCGGCACAACGCCGCCCGGCGAUGGCAGCACUUGGGUCCGCCCUGCAGACCGCGCGGCUUUGCGAACCCGUCGGGACUGCUGAGCGAGAUGAUCCCCAGGAUGAUCGAGGCAGGUCCUGACAUCUUCGGAGUGAAGUGCUCUCACCGCCGUGGCACCGGCUUCCGCGUCCACCCGCUGAUCUGCAAGGCCGCAGAGCUCCGCAAGAAGGCAGCGCAUCGCUUGGACCGCGUCAUGGGCAACAUCGCUUGGCACGUCGGCCCGGUAAGCGACUCCGAUGCCGUCUUCGAAGCCACGGGCGUGAAACCUCAUGACUCUCAAGUGGCAGGGAACAAGAAGAAGACAGCCACUCUCAUCAAAUUUGGUGCGGAGAAUCCCAAGUAUGCAGAAGAGUGCAAGGAGCCAUCGCAUCCCGGCUCGGAAGAGUUUGACCGGAACAAGAUGAAUCAAAUUGCGGAGGCCUUGGAUGACGAGAAUCCAUGCAAGAACGUCUACGCAGAGGCACCGGCAGAUCCAGUCUCAGCUGUGGCUGAUGCGGUGGGAUUGGGAUUCUGGAACGCUAUUGCAGGGGAGCCAUCUUCACCGGGAGUUACCUACAAGGACGUGAUUGAGUGCAGCGACGACGACUGGGCGCGGGAGCUGGAACAGGAAGAAGACGAGCAGGACUUCCACCUGCCAACGGUCAAGUCAACCAUGGAAAGCGUUGCAGCAGCGCUGCCCAAUGCAGAGACGGCCCCCCUUGGUCUGGGUGCGGAGUUGAAACCUGGAGACACCAUGGAGGAAGCAGGCGGGCUCGCGAUGACCGUCAAGGACAUGGCGAACGAAGCGAAGGAGAAAUUGGCUCAGCUUACCGGUGUCAAGGCGGAGGUUGCAGCCUGCGACCCGCUUCAGCUCGGCUUCGCACGGAGCUUCUGCGAUCUGCACUGCAUCAGAGACGCCGUGAGGAAAGGCGAUGAUGCCAUUCUACGAGCCCUCGAGCAUGCCUUGUCCGUCGUGGGACAGAACACGCAGCUGCUUCUGGAGCACUAUGCUUUGCGGUUCUUCGACAGCACAUGGCGGACCGUGCGCAGGCAUCUUGAUGAUUACCUGCAGGCUUCUCAGGAGCAUGUGAAGGCUACGCGUGCGGCCAGCAAUAUGCUCCAGAGCUACACCACCACAUGCCGCGCAGGGUUCAGGCAGUUGAAGGAGUCCUACGCCACCUUCGUCCGCGCCCGCAAGUCGGCGGCUUGCACCCAGUUUUUGGAGUCCUCUCUCCAACGACCAUGGCAGCAGCGCAGCUCAUCGGCGCGCUGGCCGGCUGCAUCGUCGCUCCAUGCACCUUCCACCUCUUCCGCAGUGCCUUUCCGAUCCCCAACGAUGAUCGCAUGCCUUCGUCCACGGCGUGUAUGGCCUCAUCUAUCGGGCCUUGGCCGCCAUCACGACGUCCGACGGCUUGGGCGCGCUGCCCAAGAACUGCGUCUCCUUCAUGUCUGGAAAAAAUCAUCCGACGUGUUGGGUUCCGGAAACUGA